Lottia gigantea (owl limpet) is the source of this 2124-nucleotide messenger RNA. RefSeq lists its product as hypothetical. The transcript has 23 exons. The record is from RefSeq and is a predicted model, not a curated record. The coding region runs from base 1 to 2124 and encodes 707 amino acids. Lineage: Eukaryota; Metazoa; Mollusca; Gastropoda; Lottiidae. Gene Ontology annotation, molecular function: protein binding.
AUGGACGUUACCAAGGGUGAUGAUUAUUUAUCGCCUGAUGAUUUUGAAGAUCAAGAAACUUUGAUAUCAAGAAGUAAAUCAGUUGCUAGGAAUAGAUCCAAAUCAGUGCCAAGGAGAAAUACCAGGAAAUCAAGCAAAAGACCAGGAUCACCAAAUAAAAGACCUAAUAGUUCGCUAGGAGUCAGUGGUAAAACAGGUCACGAUUUGUGGAUAACAGCUAUUAAAAAACGACAAGGAGCCUUAAACAGUGGAUCAACUGGUCAUAUUGGUAGUUCACCAAGACAUAAAACACCUAUAGAAUAUUGGGUAGAUACAUUACGCAAAACUGGUUCAGGUAUCAGUACAGAAAGUGGAAGAAAUACAUUUACUGGUUUAAAGAAAGAUAAUGGUUUAGACAUGGCCUAUUAUAGUACAUCACAUCAUUUAAGACAAGUCAUGGGAGUAGAAAAACCUAGAAAAGGUCAAGAGCCAUAUAACAGGUCAGCUGCAGGUACACCAGCUUAUAAAACACCAGAAGAAUAUUAUGAUGAAGUUUUGGAACUCAGAAAGCAAAUCAGUAACCUAGGCCAUGAUAAUUCUACGAUGAAGGCUAAAGUUAGAAGAUUAGAAGAAGAUAAAAUUAAAAAGGAUAAAGAAAUGGAGUCUCUCUUGAAUCCAUCAAAGAGUGAUGAUAUAAGAAGAACACUAGGAGAUAGAAAACCAGAUUCUGGUGCUGUUAUACAUAGUCUCAAACAAAAAAUAUUGAAAUUAGAAAUGCAGCUUAGAGAGAAAGAUGCUGCUUUUGGUAAAUUACAAGGUGAUUUAAAAGUAACUAAGAUAGAUGAAAUGAGAUGUCAGAUGGAAGUAAUGUAUCAAGAGAUAGUCAGAUUACAGAAUUCCAAAGAUACUGGAGUAGCCAAGUCUGCUAGGUCUACCCCAGUGGGAAAAGAAAACACAGUAAAAAUAAAGGCGUUAAAUGAGACUAUUUUAAGAUUAAAUAAGACUAAUGAAAGAUUAGAAGCUGAUAAUAGAAGUUUAAAAGAAGAGUUAGAGAAAGCUACUGGUGGAGAUGAAGUUGAUGACAGCCGACUAACAGGCAGAGAUUAUGAAGAUAUGAAUAGAAGACAAUUAUUAAGUUAUGUCAAGAAAAUGGAAGUUAAAGUUGAGAAGUUAGAAAGAAGAGCUGAGAAUGAUAAUUUAUCAAUACUAUCAUUAGAUAAAAAUAGAUCUAAUGUACCUGGUAAAAUAGAUCUAAAAGGUAGUAUAGAGGAGAGAUUACAUCAGUUAGAUCAGAGAGAGACUGAAUUAUUAGAUGAAAUAGCUAAACAAAAACAUCUUAUACAUAAACUAAAAGAAGAAAGAUCUCAUUAUAAACAACAAUGUGAAGAUGGUAGACCACCAGGAACUCCUGGUAGAAGUACAAGAGCCAGUCCUAGAAGACCAAGUACUAGGGGUUCUGAAUCAUCAAGACCACCAACUGGCAGACGACGCUCCGGUUCUGAUGAAGAAGAAAGACUGAGACAAGAAAAAAUCGAAAGUUUACAGAAAAGAUCAGCAGCUAGUAACAUUCAAAGAAACUGGAGAAAACACAGAAGUCAAGCUCUUGAAGAGAGUGAGAUGAAGCAUAUUUAUUGUUCUAAAUGUAUGUUAUCUUGUAAAUGUACUGUCAUCUAUUGUUUCUAUCUUUUUCUCACUAAUGCACAGAAUCAACGAGACAGAAGAGUCAAUUCUUUUAAAGAGAAUCGGGCUGCUCGUAAAAUACAACAAGGUUGGGCUGGAUUCACUCACAGAAGAGAUAUGGAUGAUGCAAGUUAUGUGAUACAGGGUGCGUUAAAAGGACAUAGAGCUAGAAAGAACAGAUUAAAUGAUUACCAUACAGAAGAUUCUACAGAAGAUGAAUCAUUAGAUGAUGCUGCUUAUCUUAUACAAUCUAAUGUUAGAGGUCAUAUGGGUAGAAAGAAAGCAAUGAGAAAUUUAAGAUAUGACUCUACUGAUGAUGAAGAUUAUAGAGCAUCAGUUAGAAGACCUUCAUCAGGCAUGGGAAGCAGAAAUCAAAUAGGAAGUAGGAGAAGUAGCAGAUCUCCGAGAACUAAUUAUUUCUCAGGACAAUCUAAUAGAAGUUUCCAUGACGACGAUGAUUUUUAG